Molecule: messenger RNA, 3753 nt
Organism: Thermothelomyces thermophilus ATCC 42464
Lineage: Eukaryota; Fungi; Ascomycota; Sordariomycetes; Sordariales; Chaetomiaceae
Exons: 3
Biological process (GO): SREBP signaling pathway
Cellular component (GO): endoplasmic reticulum membrane; Golgi membrane
Molecular function (GO): protein binding; sterol binding
Source: RefSeq, a predicted model, not a curated record
UCCAUUCUCGGCCAAGACAACGAUCAUGCGCUGCAGCUUAUAGCUCCACCCCCCUCCCAUCAAAAAGGUGCUUCACCACGCUCUCAGCGCAUGCACGCCCGAGCUUUGAGAGGUUCAAAGCCAUUGUGUCUUGCUGUAGGCUUCUCAGCGGCCCCACGGACUGAGUGCUGCCCUCCGUUUGUCGGACACAGACUCACAUAUGGCGACACCCUGAGUCCCUGCUUAUCAUGCUCUGCACGACCGAGGCGCCCGUGCUGGUUCCUGACCAUCCCCUCCGAAAACUCUUCUGGCGAUACGGAACCUGGGCCGCCCGCCAUGUCAACAUCGUCCUGCCUCUGUCGGGCACUGUCAUCUUCUUUUUCCUCUACCUCUUCGCCUUUCUCUACACCACCGAAGCAACCACCAACACCAACGGCGUGCCUCAUCUGCCCCACCAUGUCUGGACUGCUGCUCAGCCCUUAAGCGCCGGUUCUGAUGUUGAGCCCGAUGUUAUCAUGCGCUCCAUCUGGAUCCAUGGUAGUUAUAUGAAGGCCAUCGAUCGAGAUGUCUUGCUCGGGGCUCUCGAGAUACAGGACGAGAUCCUUGGCCCCACGGUCAACUUCAACCCCCGCGAGGCACACGGCCAUCCGUCGCCGCUCGACACGGACGGCGACCUGAGCCGCCAACAGCGGGACUCCUUCCACAUCUCCAACGGCGUAACGAACCAGUCGUGGUUCUUCCACUCGCCGUUGCAGUACUGGGCUGGUUCUGCCGAGAACAUCGCCGCGGACGACGACCUCGUUGCUACCGUGAACGAGAAGAAGACGCAGUCGACCCUCGCCAACACCACGCUGCGGCACUCGAUCGUUUUCAGCGGCAAGCGCUUCGAGGAACGUCGGCUCGUCGCCGCCGAUGCCCUCGUCAUCACCCUCAUUCACAUGCACGACUCUCCCGUCGGCAGACAAUGGGUAGCAAAGGCGGGCGCGCUAGCGCAGAAUUCGAAACAGGACUGCAAGUGGAGGGUUAUCCCUCCCGACGGCAGGAGCCCUUCGAGUCAGCUGUACAAGUUCCAGUUUCAGCCCAUGUCGUCGUACGACUGGGCCAUGCUGACACUGGCCUACUCCCUUGCCUUAGCAAAUCUGUUGCUUCGUCUGUCCAAGCUGCGUGCUGUCAAGUCGAGGCUCGGCCUCAUAGUCACCAUCCUGACACAGAUCGCAGCGUCCAUCGUCUCCAGCUUCACCGUCUGCGCCAUCUUCAAGAUCAAUCUCUCGCGCGUCCCACACUAUGCCUACCCGCUUGUGGUUCUCGCUAUCAGCAUCGAGAAUUCGUUCAGGUUGAUAAAUGCCGUCAUGAUGACCUCCUCGACGAUUAGCACCAGCGACAGGGUAGGGGAAGCCUUUGGUACAACGGCCCACAUCGCCAUUGCCAACCGCGUGCUAAACUCGCUCCUCCUCUACUCUUUGUCCAAGGUCACCUCUCCCGGUGUCUCGGCCUUCUGCACCUUUGUCGCCAUCGCUACCCUCUUUGACUUUCUCUACCUCGCCACCUUCUUCCUCGCAGUCCUUAGCGUUGACGUACGCCAGAGGGAGCUCGUUGAGCUGGAGAAAGCCUCGCUGAGGCGGGCUAGGUUGUCUCAAGGAGGCUUGCGUAGGCAAUCACGGCUCUACGGCGUCUAUCCGUCCCGACUGGGUGACACAACCAUGUCGACGACGAUUGCAGGCUCCAUCGUUGUUCUCGGAUUUGUCCUGAUUGUACAAGCCCACUACAGCUCCGAGGGUGGUCGUCAGUGGCUGAAUCAGCUCUUAAACUUGUCGUGGGGACGGGUUAGGAACCAUUCAAAGCCGUCGCUACUGAUCGACUUCCACCAAGCGAGGAGCCCGACUUCUUGGCUUGGCCUGCAGGACCACGAGACAGCCCAAGAGGUCAUCAAGGCCAUCAAGCCGUGGGCCCACAGCUACAUUGCUCGUGUUUAUGACCCUAUCAUCUUCGUCAUGAAGGGGGCCGACCGCACGCCGCAUACAAAAGAGCCAUUCUUAUUGCCCGCCGUGUACGACUUCAUCCACCACCAGAUUCCUCUGUUUGUCGUUUCGCUCCUGACAACACUGGCGGCGCUGCGCCUGUUCACGAAUUAUCUCAUUAAGGCUCAGUUCGAGCACGGUUACGGGUCUGGCUCCGACGAUGAACACCUCCUGUCGAUGCAGUCUCUGAGCAGAGGGCACACGCUGGACGUUGCCAUGCUGGCUGCAUCACCCAGAGGUCAACUCGUCUCGGUCGGGCUCGACCGAACCAUUCAGAUCUGGGACGUGUCCUCGGGCUCAAGAAGCCGCGUGUUAUCCGACCCUGAUGUGCCGCUUGAGAAUCCGUUCCCUGUUUUGAACCUAGCGCUUGAUGACAGAUCAGGAUUGCUAGCAUUGGUCUCCUGGCAGAGGGUGUUGGUAUGGAAUGUCGAGAAGCAGCAGUGGACAAGAGCCAUAAAUAUCGACCUGGGCGGACACAGGCCAGAGGCCGUGUUCUUCGUCACAGACGCCCCGGGUGCGGUGCCAUCUCUGGUACUGGUCAGGAGAGACGGUAUCGGCCUUGAGGUGCAGGUGAUGACCGGGGAUGUUCGGGAUUUUGCGAUCUGCAGAACGCCUCUGGUUUGGGCGGUGCACUUCACCGCAGGAGCCAAUGCCCAACAGCGAAGUCCUCACCCGGCCAUCCUCACAGCCUCUCGAAGAAGCUGUAUCCAUCUUGUCCGGCAGCAGGACAACGAGUGGUUGUCGGUUGAAGUCAAACUUAAAGGGAAUCCGGGGCCUGGAGCGGUUCACUGUCUGCUCCCGCUUGCAGCUCUUUCCAGAUUCCUGGUCGGCAGGUCCCAUUCCGUCGAUCUUGUCGAUAUGGAUUCAUCAACCAUAAUCCAUACCUUCCAUACGGAGACGAUGCAGCCGCGGACGCUAAAACAGAUCACUCUAAUGCGAAUUCAUCGGACGGGUCUCGCAUCCUUCACACUGUCCUACACCAGCGCCGAGACGGGCGACCUGGUUAUCCACACGUAUCUCCCGGAAACCGGGGAUCAGCAUCAACCCAGACCUCCCUCGAGUCCCCCCGAACUAAUCCCUUUGGAUGCGUGGACAUUGACGAGAGAACAUAUCAAACAUAUCUCAUACCCAGGGGCUUGGGAGGCCCUCCCGUCGGGAAGCAUUGUCGGCGUCCGCAGACAGCAGACGACACCCUUGAGCCCCACAAUAACACCAUCAAGGAUACCUGGGCUGCGGAGGAGAGGUGCAUACGGUACGAUCAUGGACGAUCCUAACCCCACAUCAUCGACGACGACAACAAACGCACAAUCCCAGGCCUGGGAGGCCUGGGUCCUGAAUCUUCGGCCCGGCGCCAAAUCCGAGUUCGAGACUCGCCCGCUCGACGAAGACGCCGAUGUGGACCAGCAACAGCAGCACUUGAUGAUAUCCGAACUGGGGCCUAUGACACGGCUUGGCACGAUGAGUGUUGCCGUUGGCUUUGGAGAUGUCAUCAAGGUGCUGAGCGUGGGCCAUGAACAUUUCGACCGUGCGCGGGGCGGGUCGUUCAGCUUCAGCGACGAGGGGCUGCAAGAGGUCAUGGCGAGUCGGAAGAAGAAGGGUGUGGGUGCUAGCGGGGUGGGAAGGAGUGGUGGCGUUCCCGCGGGGGGGGGGGGCACUGGCCAAGGGGUGAAAUCAGGACCUAGGUAAUGAUGAGUUCAUUGCCUUACGUAGGGAGGGCACUGGACGCUUGGUUCGUGGAAAGUAUACCGCCGUAUAA